Tetrahymena thermophila SB210 is the source of this 3489-nucleotide messenger RNA. RefSeq lists its product as hypothetical. Lineage: Eukaryota; Ciliophora; Oligohymenophorea; Hymenostomatida; Tetrahymenidae. The record is from RefSeq and is a predicted model, not a curated record. The transcript has 2 exons.
AUGGAGCAAAAGAUAAGCAUUUUUGGAAGGAGUUAUUCUCUUUAGUUUUUUGAAGAAGUUAUAAGUAAUCAGUAAGCACGACAAAUAAUAUUAUAGGCAAGUCAAAGGGGAACCAGUCCUAAUUUUGAUAUUUAGAAGAUGAGGCGAACAGUUGAUUAAAGGAUAGAAAGCUUAGUAGAAAUAGGAACAUUUUAACACUUUCUGAAAAAGGAAGCUUAUCAGUAAGAAAAGACUGAAGCAUACGAAUUAGUUGCCAAGAAGUUUCCAAUCCAAUUAGUUGUAAGAGGAGAUGGAAAUUGCUUUUACAGAUCCUUCAUAGUCAAUUACAUCUUUAAGAUAGUCUUUUAUCAGUUGAAAGAAGAAUUAUUCCAAUUUAUAGCAAAAAUAUGGAAUUUCAAACAGCUUUCGAUUCAAUUUGAAUUUAAUUAGGUUCAAAUAAACUCUGAUGAAUUCAAAAUACUUGCAAUACGUUUUUUAUUUGAUGCUUUUAUGAAAAAAGCUUCUAAUUAAAUGAAUGUUAUUUCGUUCAUUCAGACAUAUAAUAACUAGCCAGAGGUUGAUGUCAGCUUUGUUGUGAUCUGCAGAAACUUCAUUAACAAGUGUUUCAAGCUAAAUAAAAGAAACCCAUCUAAAAUAGGUUUCAUAGAAGAAUAAGAUUUACAAGAAAUUCCUGUCCUUCUAUAAACAUACGGAUCCGAGGCACAAAACACAAUAAUUCCCCUAGCUGCAAAUGCUUUUAAUAAUUCAGUGUUGAAUUUUUAAAACUUAUACAGAGACUAAGCCACUAAAAAAUUCUUAACAAGACUAGAUAUAUACAAUGACCUAAGUUCAAAGAAUGUUUAGAAUUAGUUAAAUGUAGAUGUUUUAUUCACUUAAGGCCAUUACAACGUUGUCUUUGAUUAAAUAUUUUGCUAAUUGCACUGUUAAAACAUUCUCGAAUAAAAAAAAGAUGAAUAAAAAAGCAUUAUCUAAUCUGUGUCUGACAAGAUACUUCACAUGUUUAUACCAAAUAAGCCUGAGCAAAAUCUGAUUCAUCAAAAUUACCAAUUUAAUAAUGGUAAAACAUAAAAUUAAGGAAACUAAAGCUAAUAAAUUUAAAACAAUAAUUUAGUAUAAGAGAACAAUUUUUAAAGUUCAAACCAAAAUUAGAGAGUAAGCAAUCGUUCAUUAUCCAAUAGCUAGUCAAAAUUAAGCUAAAGUUCUAGUUCAAGUAAAUUAAAAUCAAGAUCGUAAGGAGUAAAGCAUCCCUUUGAAAUUAGCUCCUAAAACAUACCAUAAAAUAGCAUUGAUUUUCAAAACGAAAGUAAAUAAAAUAGUAAUUAAGUUAAUUUUUAUGAUUAAAAUAAAAAUACCUCUCAAAAUAACAAACCAAUUUAAUCAUAUUAAGUUACAAAUUAUAUCUACAGUCCUUCAAUCAAUUUAAAUAAUAACAAAAAGAUCUAAUAAACAAACAGUUAAUCGUCAUAACAUUACCAAAAUAAUUUUAUUAAUGAUCAUUCUGAUAGUUUUUAAUAAACCAAUUAAAAUAAAUUUAAUUCCAAUUAAAUCAGUUUACCAGCUUCUAAUUCACACUAAAAUGUUUUUGAAAAACCAAAAAAUAAUUAAAACCAAUAAAAAUAAUCUUAUUAAAGUAUAAACUUCUCACAUAAUCCUCAAACAAAUAUAAAUAAUAAUCAAUAAAUUAAUCAAAAAAAUAGUUACAAUAGCAGCUCCUAAAGAGUUAAAAAUAUAGAAAAUUUAAACAUAUUAGAAAAUUAAAGCAGCGAAAUACCAAAAUCUAAUAAUAUUAAUUAAAAUUAUCAAAAUCAAGAAUUUUCUUUCUUUAGUUAAGUUCCUGUAUUUUAAACAGAUGAAUAAGAAUUUAUAAAUACUGAGAAGACAAAACAAAUAAAAACCAAACCUGUUUUGAGCUAAAGAAACUGCUGUGACAUAUGCAAAUAAAGUAAAAAUACUUAUGAUUUGCUAUAUGUAUGUGUAUGCCAAAAUUGUUUAUAUAAAAGCUUUCUAAAUUUAAAAGAACACAGUUUACAAAUUUUAGCAGACUUAUUUAGGUUAGUUAAAAACGAAAAAUUUUGCUUGAUAUGCUUUGCUUCAAUUCCAUACUCAGUUAGCAUUUAGAGGGAAAACUUAGAUACAAUUAAUCUUCUAUGUGGAAAUUGCUAAUAACAAAGUGAAGAACCUUUGUUUUUUAUUAAACUGUUAAAAUUUGUAUAAGAAAACACAUUAUAGCUGAGUAAUGUUGCUUAGUAGUAAAAAUUAAAUUACUAAGCCUGGGAGUAAUCUCAAAUCACAAAAACAUAAAAUUAAAAUAAAUUAUCUUUGUCUUAUUUGGUUUCUUUAUUUAAAGAGAAAAUUUAAAAUUAAAGUAGAUAAAAUGUAGACAUGUAUAGAGAAAAUUUAAAGUGUGCUAUGAGAAACAAGACUGAUGCUCAGAGAGACAGCUUAAUUGAGUUUCUUACUUAAACAAAUAGGUUCAAAGAGUUUUGCUUUGUUUGUGAAUCUAUAUCAGUUAAAUCAUUUGAGUUGCCUCUUCAAAAUGGCGGAUCUAUUAGAUUGUGUGUGGAAUGUAUACACGAACUUGAAAAUAUCUAUUAAGCAGUUGUAAGAAAUAAUGGUCUUACCUACUUGUACUGUAGCUUGAUUGAUUAAAUGGUCAUUCUCCACAUGCAAAAUCAGAAUUUGUCUUAUUAUUUCAAAAUUAAAAAUCAUUGCUAUAGCUGCUUGGAAGAAACUCAUUUUCCUUUUUAAGUUUCUAAAAACUUCUAGCUGUGUUUUAAUUGUCUCUCAAAUUAGAUGGAAUACUAGAAAAAUGAUGAUAAGCUAGUUGCUUUAAUUAAAAAGCAAUGUAAAUAAUUCUAAAAAUGUUUAGGAUGUUUCUAAAGUGUGAAUUUGGAUGACUCAAAAUUAGAUAGAGAUGUUUAUCUAUGUUAUGUAUGCUCGAAAUAUAACAUUGUCAAAGACGCAAAUCAAAAAUGUUACUAGGUUCUUAAUAGGGUUCAUACUCGUCACUUCAAAGUCUUUGAAAAAGAGAUUUGUGACUAUAUUAUUGAUGAAAAAGAAAAUGUUAUAUUUUUGACUGAAUCCUCCUCAGAAAAUAAUGAAGCUUCUGCAAUAGAACAAGAAGAGUAAGACCUUGACUAACUCAAAUAACAAAUUUUAGAUUGCCCGAAAUGUAAUUAUUAAGAAUUACCUAAAAGACUUUUAGACUCUAUCUAAUGCAGCUGCUAAUUUGAAAAUGAUCUAAGCAACAAAACAACUCAAAUCAGCGAGGGAGAGAAAGUGUUCUGCUUGUUCUGUCAUAACUACUUAAACAAUCUUGAUAAUAACUUGAGUUAUCAAUCGCUCUCAGCCAAGUCGAUAAUUUAGUAUUUUGACUCAUAAGAAAUAGAUGUGAAAUACUAUUUCAAACGCAAGAUUAAGCUUGUUAGAUGCUCUAAUUGUAAGCACUUGUAAUCAAUUCAAGAGUAAUACGAAAACUAUCUAUUUUGA